AAUAUGACAUGUCUAGAAAGUGACCAGUUUUGGCAUAUUAUGUAUGCUGAAUUUUCAGUAAUGUUGGAUUUACACAUCUAUAUUUGUUCACAGGAUUGUUUUAAAAAACUCUACAACAAACGACCAGUACUGGUGAUCGCAGUACUUGUGGUGAUCGCAGUAGUUGUGGUGAUAGCAGUGGUUAUAAUAGUUUUUUUGGUGAUGCCAAAAGUACAAUGUAAGUUCCAUUUUGCAUUUUUAUUGUCCGCCCACAUCUCCUACGCCUCACCCUUCUGUCAGUCCCUACAUUGUCUUCCUUAAAAUUCUGGUUCUUGCUUUCAAAUCUCUACAUAAUGCUGCUCCCACCUAUCUAUCCUCCCUUAUACACAAGUAUGUCCCAUUUAGGCCCUUACAAUCUGCUGAAGACUUACGUCUAUCUUCUGUCCGUACUCCCACCUCUGAUGCUCGCCUUCAAGAUUUCUCGAGGGCUGACCCGUUCCUGUGGAACUCGCUUCCCACCUCCCAUUAGAUGCUCACCCAGUCUCCACUCCUUCAAAAAGUCGUUAAAAACCCACUUCUUCAUAAAAGUGUAUCAAUUAAACUGUUAAUAGCUCCCGACUACUCCUAUUCUGCAACUGUCACUAGUCUAAUACUAUCCUUACCUUUUUGUGUCAUUUUACCCCACUCCCUCUAGCAUGUAAGCUCAUUGAGCUGGGCCCUCAAUCCCUCUGUUCCCUCAAUCCCUCUGUUCCUGUGUGUCCAACUUGUCUGGUUACAACUACAUGUCUGUUCGUCCACCCAUUGUAAAGCGCUGCGGAAUUUGAUGGCGCUAUAUAAAUAAUAACAUAAUAAUAAUGUGUUCAUGUAUUCUAGAGGGAUAAAAAGAAAAACUACUUUUUAAUUUAACUAAAUCACCUUCAAAAUACAAAAAAGUUAAGUUAAAGGGGCACUACCACAUAUCAUUGAAAGUGGUCUUGAUACAAUGUCCCUGUUCCCUUAAUCCCGCAACUGCAAUUUUACAGAAGCAAUGUUUACAUUGCAGGGUUAAGACACAGUCAUUAGGUGAUGAGUUAGGUAAAAAGUCAAACCAUUCUAAAAAAAGCAUCUGACUACUUACAUGGUUGGGGGGGUUGGGGUGCAUUCAAUUCUGAAUUUAUAAACUGUACUAAACGAUUUUCAUAGUGAAUGUGUUAACGCCGGCUUUAUUUUAUUUAUUUAGUUUUUAUUCUGUUUUUGCGUUUGUGCCAAAAUAGGCAAAAAAAAAAAAAAGCAUAAUACAUGGCAUAAACCGUAUAGUCAGUUGUGCAGCAUGUAAAAUAUACUGCAACAACACACAUUUUAAAGCAUAAUGAACAAUAAACAAGAUUUUCCAGGGUAGCGAGAUGUAGCUAAAUGUGUUGGUUUAUAUCAAGUAAUAAACAUUUUCUAGUUCUUCUACACGAUAAGGCCACUUCUGGUGGCCUCUGGGGUUGGUAUAGGCCGGGAUGUGGCCAUUUUAACCCCUUAAGGACACAUGACGGAAAUAUUCCAUCAUAAUUCCCUUUUAUUCCGGAAGUUGUGUCCUUAAGGGGUUCGGUGAGGAUGAGGAUUUGAUGAAAUAAUGUUCUAUUUCGUACUGUAGGUACUGGAGUAGAAUACCCAGAAGACUGGCGAUUGGUAGAAGAUCGUUGCCUGUACGUCUCUAAAGGAAAUGAAACGAUGACCUGGAAUGACAGCUGGGAUUACUGUAAAGCCCAUAAAGCUUCACUUAUCAAACUGGACACCAAGAGUAUAAAGGUGCGUGUUUUAUUCAUUUCAUUAUGGUGCAAGAGCACUGUGAGCAUAGAUAGAGAAUGUGGAACCCUGCAGCCAUGCACACACCGACUGUUUUCUCAAAUAACCCCCUGCAUUCACACUGCUCUGUGGGGGACAGGUUUUGUAAGGGGUCUCAAGAUUUCUACUGGCAUCAGUAUCACUAAGUAACCAUUGUGUGUUGGAUAUUGUUACAGGCUACUGAGGAAAUGUUAAAUGCGUAUGAAGAUUACUGGAUUGGACUGUCCAAGAAUCAACUCAGUGGAGUUUGGAACUGGAUAGAUGGUUCCCCAGCUAACGUGACGUAAGUUGUUUGUUUGUUUUCUCCUAUGUGAAUUCCUUGUACAAAAACCUGUUAAUGGAACCUGCAUUCUUUAUAGACAGACUGUGGAUCAAAUAUCCCGUUUAUAAGCAAUACAGAAGGGUCAAUCAUUAACUUUUUGUACUGGGACUGUAUCCAAAAGAUUCACAAUAUCACAUGAUUUUAAAGGUGCUAUAUUUGUUGCAUAUCCUAUCGGUACCUCCUAAAUUACAUAACAAAGCUUGAAUGAAGCGUUUUGGUUUAUAUUUCUUUUGUGGCAGUUCACUCUUAUAAAUGCCAGAUGUAUAGCAAAAUACGUAUAUUAAUAAGUAACAAAGUAUCCAGACUUGUUUAAUUACACUAUUUAUUUAUUUAUUUUUUUUCCCCUAUUUUAGUUUAGGAAAUGAUCCAGACAUAAACUGUGCAUCCUUUAACUCUGACAGUGGUCUCGGUAUGCUACAUUGUACAACUACUCGCUGUUUCAUCUGUGAAAGACUGUCCAAUGGUAGGUUUGUAUGUUAAUUCUUUGUGUAAAAUGAACAUUUCUAGAUUUUUGUAAUCAGAUCCUGGAUGUCAUUAAAUGCUAUUAUAUAUUUAUCAUCGGGGGAGGGGGGUGUGAAGAAGUCCUCAUUGAAUUAUAUGGUUUUACAAAUUCGGACAUAAUCUGUCCCUUAUCAAGUCUUAAAAUUAGGUAAAUACAAUCUCAGAUGAACAAAACAUGUAUUACACCAUUCGUGAUUCAUUUAACAAAAAUGAAGCCAUGAAACUAAGUACACCUUAUUAUGCAAUACCUUGUAGAACCACCUUUAGCAGCAAUUACUUGAAAUAAUUGUUUUCUGUAUGAUUUUUGUCCCAAAUUAUAAUUUUGGCAAAUUUUUUUUUCCUUUUUUUCCCCAACGUUGCUUCAGUUCAUUGGGGUUUACUGGCAUUGUAUAUGCACAGCUCUCUUAAAUUUCCAUAACGGCAUUUCAAUCGGAUUGUGGUCUGGACUUUGACUGGGCCAUUGCAACACAUUGUUCUUCUUGUUUUUCAGCCAUUCUGUUGUUGCUGGUAUGCUUUGGUUCAUUGCCCUGUUGCAUGACCCAGUUUAGGCCUUGCUUUAGCUGUUGGAUUGAUGGCCUCACAUUUGACUCUACAACAGGGGUUUCCAACCCGUGGUACGUGUACCCCCAGGGGUACAAUUCAGUGCCCAUUGGGGUAUGCAAAAAAUCAGUAAUGGCGGCCCUGCCAGUGCAGCUUCACCACACAGGCUGGGAACCACAAGUCGAUCGGAUGGCCAAUGCACUUUGGGCCAGUGUUUGCAUCUUUGUGUCUGUAUCUGCAUUUGUAGCUGUGCUUGUAACUGUCUGCACAUCUGUAUGUGAAAGUGUUUGAUACACAUACUGAUCACAUGCAGAUGCACAGACACACAUGCAGUUACAUAGCUACAAACACUGACAUAUAUAGAUACACACGCUGGCAAAUAUACAGAUACAUAGACACAGGUGCAAUCACUAACAUACAGAUAAAAAAUACAUACUGACACAUGCAGAUGCACAGACUCUGAUACACAUACUGACACACGUUAAUGCACAGAUGCAGUUUCUGCAUGUGUGUCGGUGUUUGUAUCUCUGAGUCUCUAUCUGUAUGUGUGUCGGUGUUUGUAUCUGUGUGUGUAUGUGUGGGGAGAGCCUGGGGCAGAGAAUUUUUUUUUAUAUAUUUGAAAUAACAGCAACUAUGUUAACUAUAAACAUUUCGCUAAUAUGAGGUGUACAAUUUAUAGACCUGACUGCCAAGUGGUACUUAAGUGAAAAAGGUUGGGAACCACUUCUCUAGAAUACUGUGGUAUAUAGAUGGGAUUCAUUAAUAUGAGAGAGAGACUGCUAGGCCCUGCAAAACAAGCCCAAACAUCUCCACUUUGGUCUUGUCUGUCCGAAGGAUAUUGUUCACGAAGUCUUGUGAUUUGUUCAGAUGCAACUUUAAAUAUAACAUGGCAGCGCGGCUUGGCUUGGCUUAUAACCCUUCCCAGUUUAAUGGGCAGCAACAAUUGCAGAAGUCUUUCCUCCUUGGCAUUGUGUUAACACACACCUGGUUAAUCAUGGGAAUUUGAUUAGCAGCACGGGUCUGCUACCUAGCCCCUUAUUCCUAUGGAAGUAGAAAUGGGGUACUUCUCUAUUUUGGCUUUAAUUAUGUUAAAUAAAGCAUGACACGGUGUAAUAUGUCAUGUGUUGUAGUUACCUAAUAUCGAGCCCUGCUAAGGAACAGAUUAUGUCCUGAUACAUAAACCAAAGAAUUCAAAGUGGGUGUACAUUCUUUUUCCCAUGUCUGUGUCUUCUUAAAGACUCAAUCUUUGCGAACCCCCCCAGUUAAAUUCUAGCAACAAAUUGCAUAUUUAUUUAUUCUGUCCAUUUUAAUAAUACAAAACAGCGCAACGCAGACCUGGUUUGCAGGGUUCUGGUGGCAUUGCCGAGGCCAGCACUCUAGUUAAUUAAUUCACCCUCCAGAUUGGAUCCACGUAAAGUAUCUGUAAUCUGGAGUAGUACAUUAUAUCUUUGUCAAUAGCGACCAUCAUAAACUCUGCUGGUCACUCUUACUGUACAUACCGCCAUUUGAAGGACGUUGUCUAUUUUCAAGUAAUUUAGAAUAUUUUAGGUGGCCACAAUUGUAAUGUUUGUUUCUGGCCAUGAUUUGAGAUCUAAGAUUUCAUACACUGCUGUGUAAAAAUUUAACUAGUAUAUGAUUUUUUCAUUUCAGCUUAAUGAGAUCAGAUCCUCGUCACGUGUCUCCUGGAUGCAGUACUGGUCCUUGGCUAUGAGGAGCUCAGAUUGGAAGAUUAGCGCAGUGUGUGCGUCCCCCACUCACUCAUAAUAUUCUAUGGGAUAAGAUAAAAUUCCAUGGACCUGAAGGAAUUACUGGUGCAGUCGGUUUGUGCUUGCAGUGCGAGCCAAAGCAGGGAGAUGUAAAGGCAUUAAUUUCCAUUUAUUUCUAACUCCCUCAUUUCUCACUCUAGAUCAAUUAAAAUAAAAUGAUGAAACUCGAACGUAUGCUGGAGGAGGUCUGGACAAGUGGGCCCUUGUGUCACAUACUGUGGACAUGUCCUAAACUACAUUCAUAUUGGAUCUCAAUUGAUAACUUCAUUAAUGCAAUUACUAAUUCAAUUAAACACUUGACACCCGAAAUGUAUCUUUAAAGAAAAAAGCUACCAAAGCACUUACCCAAAUAUAAAAAAAAAGUUCUCCAUUUAAUUUCAGAAACUACAACCAUAACCACAUAUUGGAAAUCUGGUGCUACGCCUCCUAUUAACCCGUUAAGGACGGUGGGCGUGAUAUGCCACAUAUUAGAGGUUUUGCAUUCUGUUUUUGAAGACAAGUGAUGUGAGUUGGUUUUCCGUCCACCAUCCGAUACGAUGUUUUGAGACAUGAAUGGAACACUUGGGAGAAGAAAUAUCAGACUAAAAUAUGAGCUACCCCUGUAAUUCCUACUUGACCAAAUCCUUGUGUAUAUAUUGUAUAACUUUAACUUUGUAAAUUAUAUAUUACAAAACUUUUAUUGGAAUAUUUUUGGAUGAUUUAAAAAAAAAUAUUCCUCUG
This is a messenger RNA of Pelobates cultripes (western spadefoot toad), 5640 nucleotides long. Lineage: Eukaryota; Metazoa; Chordata; Amphibia; Anura; Pelobatidae. The record is from the annotation of a GenBank genome assembly.